CCAUCUCUCUGACGCAGCAGUGCUAUCGCUCAUUAUUAAGGGAAGGAUCCUCACACUGGGUGAUAUAUAGUACUCCUCUUUGAAGCACAGGCCACAGGGCAGCAGCACCUCUUGAAGCAGAGACAAUGAGGCUGCAAACGCAACUACUCAUCUUGGCUUCCAUCACUGCAGCGAUGAUCAUGAGCCACGACGUCCUCGCCGGCACCACCCACGCGAUACCAGUGCGCACGUUAGGCGGCGUCGAGGAGGACGACGUGGGCUUCGCGGAGCGCGAGGAGGAGGCAUACCCGCGGAGGAGGGUGCUUUACGGCGACCAGUACAUCAGCUACAAAGGGGUGCAGGCGAGCAGGCCGGCGUGCCCCGGCUCCUGCGCUGGCCGGGGGCAGCCCUACACCGGUAGCGGCUGCCAGGCCAUCUUCGGCUGCCGCGGGCGUUAAUUAUCUUAUCUAGCAGGUACUACCAUUCCUAUUUGCUUCCCUGGCUAAGAAGCUGCGUGGAGAUUAUGAAAUGUGGGUUAUAUAUGUAUUUGUGUUGUUGGACGUGAUGAUUCUCCGGUCUUAAUAGUAAUUUUUCUUCU
Molecule: messenger RNA, 577 nt
Organism: Aegilops tauschii subsp. strangulata
Lineage: Eukaryota; Viridiplantae; Streptophyta; Magnoliopsida; Poales; Poaceae
Source: RefSeq, a predicted model, not a curated record